Bombyx mandarina (wild silkworm) is the source of this 1159-nucleotide messenger RNA. RefSeq lists its product as uncharacterized. NCBI's taxonomy places the organism in Eukaryota, Metazoa, Arthropoda, Insecta, Lepidoptera, Bombycidae. The record is from RefSeq and is a predicted model, not a curated record.
AUGUCCAACAGUGGACGUCUGUGGGAAGAAGAAGAAUUUAUAAGCAUUUUGGUGCUCUACAAUAUACAACUUUGUCUUGUCUUUAGGAUGACAAAAACAAACUUCGUUUUAGUUGUGGUCUCCGUCACGCUCGUUUGUAUUGCUGCAGCGCCAAGUGAUUUCGGAAAAGGCGACCUUGAGAAGAGUGUUGAUCAAAUCAGCCAACAAGAGAUUCUCUCAAAUAGUCACAAAGAAGAUGAAACUAACGUUCGCCAUAAACGUCACCAAAAUUUUUACGAUUACGCGGCGAUAAGUCGAUUCCAGUAUUCCAACGUGCCCAAUGGAUUCGAAAAUUCCAAUUUCUUCAAUAUACUUUUUUCACAAAUACAAAAACAAUUUGAUCAAAUAUCCAAUUUUAUAAGACCUUCUUCUGCAUAUUCACCAAAUCCUCUGCCAAUAUUUGUUCCAUCGUUUUAUAUCCCAAAUAGUAACUGCAAUUGCUAUCCAACGAAUGUUCAAGCUACUUUUGACAAUAGCCAAAGUCAAAUAAUCCAAGAUUUACCUCCAACUAACACAGAUUAUACAAGUGCAGAUGUAUCAAUACCCGUUACUAGAACAGACAUUAGACAACCGACCGCAACUUCAACAGCUAAAGAACUUUCAACCACAGCAGUGUCCAUUAUCGACGACAAAGUACGAACUUCAGCACCGAUAAUGACUGAAGAAUCAUCAACCGUUUCUACAUCAACUACAAAUUCUGAAGACACAGUUAGUAUUAAUUUCGGCGAAAAUGAAAGUGAUGAUGAUUAUGAAGAGCUUGGUACUAGACCCAUAUCCUUCGAACCGAUAAGAAUAAAUAAUCAAAACGCUAGACCUGCACCACCAGUGGAUCGUGGAAGCACACAAGAAGAUUCUCAAAAUUUAGACAGCUAAAAUCGCAUUUAACAACUAAAUAUGUUACAAACACACCCGUCUAUGAACUAAAGACCGUACUUGGAUGUUUGAACCUAUUAAAUGUGUGUGUCAUUGUAUUUAUUUUAAUGUAAUAUUACAAUACUAGAAAAUUGAAAUAUAAAUCAAUUUCAUUCCAAUUAUAUGCUUACUGUGAAGUUUUGUACUCAUUUUACAUGUAUUGCUGCUAGUAUAAGGUACUGUAUUUCUUUAUUUAACAACUAUAUUA